AUGGCAUCUUCUUUAGUUUCUACAUUGGCCUUUGGUCAAACAAUUCUUGUUCAAUAUGUUGAAUUAAUUCUAUUUAUCAUUGGUACAGUUGGUUCACUACUCAAUAUUCUCCUGUUUUCUCAAAAGAAAUUUCGUUUAAAUUCUUGUUGCAUCUAUUUUCUCGCCGCAUCGAUCUCAACAAUAAUCAUGCUUUUCGUCGGCAUUAUUCCUCAAAUCUAUGCUCUCAAACACACUCCAAGUCCAAUAUUUAAUCGCGACUUUUGUAAAGCUCGAACUUACUUAGCUCAAAUAAGUGCAAUGCUUUGCCGAUGGUUAUUAAUAAUUGCUUGUAUUGAUCGUUGUUUAUUAACUUCAACCGAUGCUCGUCUUCGUCGUUUCACCACGGUACCAAUAGCCCAAAAAUUAGUUUUAGUAUUUUGUAUUAUUUGGAUUCUCAUUCCUAUUCACGUGUUGAUCUUUGCUGAUGUUCGAAAGCUUGGUUACAUUAUUUGUAUGAUGUCAACAGAUACAAUGGCUAUUUAUCAUAAUAUUUAUACAAUAACCUCCGGUGGAAUCCUUCCACCAUUGAUUAUGUUGAUCUGUGCGAAAAUUCUCUGGAAAAGUUUACAAGCAAAGCGACACCGUCGAGAAUUGAUUCAAGGAAGACAGAGAAGAAACGAAACUCAGAAUACUCAAAUCCUUAUUAUGCUACUGUUACAAGUUGUCAUCUUCAUCGUGUUCACUUUACCGUAUAUGUCAUCGAAUCUUUAUUUUGCAUUCACUCGUUCGGUUACAAACAAAUCAGCAGAUCGAUUAGCAAUUGAAUCGUUCGUCAAUUUAUUCACAGAAGUGGUGGUUUUUGUUUAUCCUGCUUUCACAUUCUAUUCGAACACAUUAGUUUCACGAACAUUUCGAAAUGAAUUACUCGUUCUUGUUCGAAGAAUUCUAACUAGCGUUUGUGGCCAACGUUUUUAUCGUAUACAAAGAAUUCAUCCAAGUACUUUUACGAUAACAAGAACACAUCGACCAAAUAAUUUACCAAUGAUUCCAAUAAAUAAAGAUUGA
Messenger RNA from Adineta ricciae, 1044 nucleotides. The record is from the annotation of a GenBank genome assembly. Lineage: Eukaryota; Metazoa; Rotifera; Eurotatoria; Adinetida; Adinetidae.